AUGAGAAAUACUUUCAACAGUGAAAAAUCAAGCGGAGAAUUAAAUUCUGCAGAAACCGAUGCACCACGCAAAAUUUUACUACACCGGAUAAAGCGUUCUGAUUGCAUUAUGAUUGGGCAACGUUUCAACACAAAAUCCAAACGCCGUCUUUUGAUUGGUCAGCUCCUAGGUCGUCCAAGGUCGUCCAAGGUCGUCCAAGGUCGUCCAAGGUCGUCCAAGGUCGCCCAAGGUCGCCCAAGGUCGUCUGGAUUUUUAGGGGCUAUUUUUUUUCUUGGUAUCUCUCCAACAUUCUUCGAAUUACCUGUACCCAUGGCAACUCUUGUCUCUCUCAAACUUAGUUGUCACAUCUGUUACCGUCCGUUCAUUGGGGCAACAGAAUUAAAAAGCCAUCUUGCACUUCUCUUUCGUUUAAAGAUUACUACCACCACUGGCAAAACCAUUUAA
Molecule: messenger RNA, 444 nt
Organism: Halteromyces radiatus
Lineage: Eukaryota; Fungi; Mucoromycota; Mucoromycetes; Mucorales; Cunninghamellaceae
Exons: 2
Coding region: 1-444 (147 amino acids)
Source: RefSeq, a predicted model, not a curated record